CAGAGGGUCCCGGGAUGGGCUCGGGGGGUCCCGGGAUGAGUGCCGAGGUCCUGGCGUGGGCCCCGGGGUAAAUCCCGGGGUAAGUCCCGGGGGUCCGCGGGGGAAGCCGAGUCUCGGGAGCCGCCCCGUGCCCGCAGGCCGAGAAGAAGGCCAAGGUGAUCGCCGUGAUGAACGUGGUGGAGGAGCCGGCGCGGGCCGAGGCGCAGAAGGAGGAGGAGGCCAGCCCGCCGCCCGGGCCGCAGCAGCCCACCGACCCCGCCUCGCCCAGCGUGGCCACCACGCCCGAGCCCGCCGUGGCCGAGGCGGGCGACAAGAACGCCUCCAAGUCGGCCGACGACGAGCCCGAGUACGAGGACGGCCGCGGCUUCGGCAUCGGCGAGCUGGUGUGGGGCAAGCUGCGCGGCUUCUCCUGGUGGCCCGGCCGCAUCGUGUCCUGGUGGAUGACCGGCCGCAGCCGCGCCGCCGAGGGCACCCGCUGGGUGAUGUGGUUCGGCGACGGAAAGUUCUCGGUGGGGUGCGUGGAGAAGCUGCUGCCCCUGAGCUCGUUCGCCAGCGCCUUCCACCAGGCCACCUACAACAAGCAGCCCAUGUACCGCAAGGCCAUCUACGAGGUGCUGCAGGUGGCCAGCAGCCGGGCCGGCAAGAUCUUCCCUGCGUGCCCCGAGAACGACGAGACAGACACGUCCAAGGUGGUGGAGAUCCAGAACAAGCAGAUGAUCGAGUGGGCCCUGGGCGGCUUCCAGCCCUCGGGCCCCAAGGGGCUGGAGCCCCCCGAAGAGGAGAGGAACCCCUACAAAGAAGUUUACACGGAGAUGUGGGUGGAGCCCGAAGCAGCCGCCUACGCGCCGCCCCCGCCCGCCAAAAAACCCCGGAAAAGCACAACCCAGGAGAAGCCCAAGGUCAAGGAGAUCAUCGACGAGCGCACCCGAGAGCGGCUGGUGUACGAGGUGCGGCAGAAGUGCAGGAACAUCGAGGACAUCUGCAUCUCCUGUGGGAGCCUCAACGUGACCCUGGAGCACCCUCUGUUCAUCGGGGGGAUGUGCCAAAACUGCAAGAACUGCUUCCUGGAGUGUGCAUACCAGUACGACGACGAUGGCUACCAGUCCUACUGCACCAUCUGCUGUGGUGGCCGUGAGGUCCUCAUGUGUGGCAACAACAACUGCUGCAGGUGCUUCUGCGUGGAGUGCGUGGACCUGCUGGUGGGCCCGGGGGCGGCGCAGGCGGCCAUCAAGGAGGACCCCUGGAACUGCUACAUGUGCGGCCACAAGGGCGUCUACGGGCUGCUGCGGCGGCGGGAGGACUGGCCCUCGCGCCUGCAGAUGUUCUUCGCCAACAACCACGACCAGGAGUUUGACCCCCCGAAGGUGUACCCGCCGGUGCCCGCUGAGAAGAGGAAGCCCAUCCGGGUGCUCUCGCUCUUCGAUGGCAUCGCCACAGGCUUGCUGGUGCUGAAGGACCUGGGCAUCCAGGUGGACAGGUACAUCGCCUCCGAGGUGUGCGAGGACUCCAUCACCGUGGGCAUGGUGAGGCACCAGGGCAAGAUCAUGUACGUCGGGGACGUCCGCAACGUCACCCAGAAACACAUACAGGAGUGGGGCCCCUUUGAUCUGGUCAUUGGGGGCAGCCCCUGCAACGACCUGUCCAUCGUCAACCCGGCCAGGAAGGGUCUCUACGAGGGCACUGGGCGCCUCUUCUUUGAGUUCUACCGCCUGCUGCACGAAGCCCGGCCCAAGGAGGGCGACGACCGGCCCUUCUUCUGGCUCUUUGAGAACGUGGUGGCCAUGGGGGUGAGCGACAAGAGGGACAUCUCGCGCUUCCUGGAGUCCAAUCCCGUCAUGAUUGAUGCCAAAGAAGUGUCUGCAGCACACCGGGCACGGUACUUCUGGGGAAACCUGCCCGGCAUGAACAGGCCGCUCGCGUCCACCGUCAACGAUAAGCUGGAGCUGCAGGAGUGCCUGGAGCACGGCAGGAUAGCAAAGUUCAGCAAAGUGCGAACCAUCACCACCCGCUCCAACUCCAUCAAGCAGGGCAAGGACCAGCACUUCCCCGUGUUCAUGAACGAGAAGGAGGACAUCUUGUGGUGCACGGAGAUGGAGAGGGUCUUUGGCUUCCCCGUGCACUACACGGACGUGUCCAACAUGAGCCGCCUGGCCCGGCAGAGACUGCUCGGCAGGUCCUGGAGCGUGCCGGUGAUUCGCCACCUCUUCGCGCCCCUGAAGGAAUACUUUGCCUGCGUUUAGAGAUGGGCAGGAACUGGUCACACGGAGCGAGUCGGAAACAAACCCAUCCACGCCAAGAGAAGAGAACACACACGGAAUGAGAGAAGAGUCAGCACCCAGAAGAGAGACGGGAUUUCGCAGCCCGACGGGAACCCAGCACGCGUCUCCCCGAGCGAAAGGGGUCGGUGUCCUCUCCGGAAUUUCCCAGGAUCAGCUUUAGCUAUUUAAAAACAAACAAAAACCACAAGAAGCAAACGAAAACGAAGAUGGCGAAAGCAAACGAACGACGACGAAACG
Molecule: messenger RNA, 2516 nt
Organism: Onychostruthus taczanowskii (white-rumped snowfinch)
Lineage: Eukaryota; Metazoa; Chordata; Aves; Passeriformes; Passeridae
Gene: DNMT3A
Product: DNA methyltransferase 3 alpha
Exons: 17
Coding region: 168-2240 (690 amino acids)
Biological process (GO): negative regulation of DNA-templated transcription
Cellular component (GO): cytoplasm; nucleus
Molecular function (GO): DNA (cytosine-5-)-methyltransferase activity
Source: RefSeq, a predicted model, not a curated record